This is a messenger RNA of Cajanus cajan (pigeon pea), 1053 nucleotides long. RefSeq names its product protein LIGHT-DEPENDENT SHORT HYPOCOTYLS 2. The record is from RefSeq and is a predicted model, not a curated record. Gene Ontology annotation, biological process: mRNA transcription; response to light stimulus. Gene Ontology annotation, cellular component: nucleus. NCBI's taxonomy places the organism in Eukaryota, Viridiplantae, Streptophyta, Magnoliopsida, Fabales, Fabaceae.
CUACGCUCUUCCCUUAACACCCACACCCCUCUCACUCUCAUACCCAAUCUCAAUCUCUCUUUCUCUUUCUCUGCAUGAUAUAUACAUAUCUAUGCUUUACUCUACUUUACUUAUUAAUAUCACUUCUAGUACUACUACUACACAUCCAUAUUAUUAUUAUAAAAGCAAAACCCUAGCUAAGAACAAGAACACGAACAAGAACGAUAACAACUUCACCAGUAAGCUAAUCCCAGCCUCAGCAAGAUCUAAGGCAGAUCCAAGGGUUUAGACCAUACCAGAUCCAUGGAUUUGGUUUCGGAAUCAUCCAACGUUACAAAGCCCAGGUACAAGAUGGAGAGUCCAAGCCCAAGCCCGAGCGCGAAUCCAACGGCGGCAGCGUCGUCACCGUCUUCGGGUACUCCGAGCCGCUACGAGAACCAAAAGCGGCGAGACUGGAACACGUUCUGCCAGUACCUAAGGAACCACCGUCCUCCUCUCUCGCUGGCCCUGUGUAGCGGCGCGCACGUGCUGGAAUUCCUCCACUACCUGGACCAGUUCGGGAAAACGAAGGUUCACAACCACCCGUGCCCGUUUUUCGGUCUCCCGAACCCUCCGGCGGCCUGCCCCUGCCCGCUCCGCCAGGCCUGGGGCAGCCUGGACGCCCUCAUCGGCCGCCUCCGCGCCGCCUACGAGGAAAACGGCGGCAGGCCCGAGAGCAACCCCUUCGGCGCACGGGCCGUCAGGAUUUACCUCCGCGACGUUCGCGACUUUCAGGCCAAGGCCAGAGGUGUUAGCUACGAAAAGAAAAGAAAAAGGCCCAAGCCCAAGGUCACUCCCGCUCCUACUUAAUCAACAUUCCCACAAAACCUAUGUCUCACCACAUCCCACAGGUGCUUUUGUCUCUCUACCAACACCCUUCAGAUCACGCCCUUCAAAGAUAGUGGGAAUUUAGUGCCACCACCUCUCUUCCGUCUACUACUGCCUUCUCUACAAGAUAUCUUAUCAUAUUGCUUGUACUCAAAUUAAUACACUCUAUUUAUGAAGCAUGCACUUCAAUAUCUACCCUCUCCUCUA